CAACAGUAUUUUGAUAAGUCCAAGCCGAGUCCAUCUCAAAAGCAAAAUUCCACCUGUACGUGGCUUCACUUGUUCAUUCCAGAUUAUACCUUCACAACGCGGACCUACGCGAAUUCAGAAGUGCAAAUCAAAUUGGGAUUUGAAUCGGGGCGUGAGUACCGAGUAAAGGUUUCUUUUCACAGGCAAUAUGGCUGACAAGAAGAAGGAAGUUAUUCGUCUGGAACGAGAGGCUGUCAUCAAUACUAUGAAGCCCAAACUCAUCAUGAGAUUGGCUUAUCUUAUAGAGAUGGAGUCUGACAGGGCAGAGUUUUUGAAAUUGUGCAAGCGAAUUGAGUAUACUAUUCGUGCUUGGUAUUUCCUGCAGUUUGAAGAUCUAAUGCAAUUGUAUUCUCUUUUUGAUCCUCUUCAUGGAGCAGAGAAACUUAAGCAGCAGAGAUUAGAUCCAGAGAAAGUGGACGUUCUUGAACUCAAAUUUUUGGGCCUUUUAUUUAAGGUGAUGGAGAAGAGCAAUUUCAAGAUUCUUAGUGACGAGGAGGCAGAUGUAGCGCGUUCUGGAAAGUAUCUUCUUAAUCUUCCCAUAUCAGUGAAUGAAUCUAAGAUUGAUUCCAGAUUGCUGACAAGAUUUUUCCAGGAAAAUCAUCAUGAAAACCUUCCAGAAUUUGCAAACAAGUAUAUUAUUUUCCGCCGGGGCAUUGGAAUUGAUAAGACAACUGAUUACUUUAUCAUGGAGAAGGUGGACAUGCUUAUUUCUCGAGCUUGGAAUUGGCUUCUUCGGAUAUCUAGACUUAAUAAAAUCUUCACUAGAAAGCGGAGGAGUGCAAGUAGAAGAGAAUCUACAGGAGCAGAUGGAGAAAUUGAAAAUUUGAGUGAUCAGGAAUUGUUUGUUGAGCGCAUCCGAAUUGAGAACAUGGAACUCAGCUUGCGAAAUUUAUUUAGCAAGAACACAAUUCAAGAACCAACAUUUGAACGAAUAAUUGUUGUUUACAGAAAAGCAGCACCCAAUAAAGACAAAUUGCAGCCUGAAGACCGGAGUCUUCAUAUUAAACAUUUUAAGAAUAUUCCAAUGGCAGACAUGGAGUUGGUUCUGCCAGAAAAGAAAAAUCCAAGCUUAACGCCUAUGGACUGGAUCAAGUUUCUUAUUUCGGCAGUCAUUGGUUUGGUUGCCUUGAUUAGUUCUCUUGAAAUGCCACAAGCUGAUUUUUGGGUUGUAUUUGCAAUUUUGAGUGGACUUGCUGGAUAUUGUGCAAAAAUUUAUUUCACGUUUCAACAAAACAUGGAUACAUACCAAAAUCUUAUCACUCAGUCAAUGUAUAAUAAACAGCUUGACAGUGGCAGAGGAACACUUCUCCAUCUCUGCGAUGAUGUCAUUCAGCAAGAAGUGAAGGAGGUGAUUAUAUCUUUUUACAUUUUAAUGGAGCAAGGGAAAGCUACAAUGGAGGAUCUUGAUAAUAGGUGUGAGGAACUCAUGCAGUCCGAGUUUGACGAGAGAUGUAAUUUUGAUGUGGUUGAUGCAAUAAAUAAGCUGGAGAGACUUGGAAUAGUUUCUCGGGAUUCUCUUGGAAGAGUUUAUUGUCAGUCUCUGAGGCGUGCAAAUGAAAUUAUUGGAACAACCACAGAAGAGAUGGUAGGAAAAGCAACAAAGGGUCAGUCUUAAAAUGUUUUAAUAGCGUUCAAACCCCAAGCUGUAAGACUGCAAAUGUAGAUUACUCUGUGAGGGAAGGACCCCUCAAAAAAAGCAUGAUGCUCAUGAAGAUGAAGCAAGGGAUCAUGAAAGGAGGCAUUUGCUACUAGGUUAUUUAGUAAGGUCAAUGUUUUGUUGAUUAAGCUAAAACUUUCAAAGUCUCAAAUUCAUUUCAAUGUGACGAGAAAAUGUCUUGAAAAUGUAUAUAUCUUGAUUUGUCAAAUUUGGCAUGCAUGGUAUGAGAUCUUUUAUCUACAAAAUUUACAUAGGAUAAGGUUGUAGACAUGAGGGAGCGUAAAUUUAUGU
This is a messenger RNA of Cryptomeria japonica (Japanese cedar), 1987 nucleotides long. RefSeq lists its product as uncharacterized. Lineage: Eukaryota; Viridiplantae; Streptophyta; Pinopsida; Cupressales; Cupressaceae. The record is from RefSeq and is a predicted model, not a curated record. The coding region runs from base 188 to 1654 and encodes 488 amino acids. The transcript has 16 exons.